AUGACCGGCCAACAGCAGGAAAAGUGGCAGCAGGUUGCCGACCUAAUCCAACGGCUGGGGCUGGUAUCCAGUGGCCAGGAUGAGCCGCGACAGCCGCCCAGUGCGGGCGGCCAUCUACAACCGGGGCUGGGCGGACCGUACAACGGACAUCCAGCGGAGGUUGCGGCCACAACGACCAUCAUCGACACCAACACCCGGCAGCCACACACCGUCACUGACAAGGCCACCAUCUCCAGCAACAACCGCCACCCCCGUGACACCUGCCCCCGUAACACCUGCGGAGCCGCACCGGUACCCAGACCAACGGGGGUAAUCCCCAGCCCAACGGGAAGGGUGAGGACGGAGGCGCAGCAGGCACGGAACCGCCGGAAAUUCCAGCAGCUGAAGGAAAAGAGGAAGGCCAGGGAAAGCGAGGCAAACCAACAACGUCGGCUUGCCAAGCAACCCGCGCCAACCUCAGACCCGGAAGCAGCCGGAACGUCUCCGGCCAACCCAACACCGAUGGAGGUUGACAAACCGGCAUCCAAGGACGGCAAGUCCGAGGAGCCGGGACAGCCCACCAGCUAG
This is a messenger RNA of Metopolophium dirhodum (rose-grain aphid), 567 nucleotides long. RefSeq lists its product as uncharacterized. The coding region runs from base 1 to 567 and encodes 188 amino acids. The transcript is spliced from 2 exons. Lineage: Eukaryota; Metazoa; Arthropoda; Insecta; Hemiptera; Aphididae. The record is from RefSeq and is a predicted model, not a curated record.